Molecule: messenger RNA, 723 nt
Organism: Suncus etruscus (white-toothed pygmy shrew)
Lineage: Eukaryota; Metazoa; Chordata; Mammalia; Eulipotyphla; Soricidae
Gene: TMED6
Product: transmembrane p24 trafficking protein 6
Exons: 4
Coding region: 1-723 (240 amino acids)
Biological process (GO): intracellular protein transport; endoplasmic reticulum to Golgi vesicle-mediated transport; Golgi organization
Cellular component (GO): COPII-coated ER to Golgi transport vesicle; endoplasmic reticulum; Golgi apparatus
Source: RefSeq, a predicted model, not a curated record
AUGUUCUCUCUGCUCCUUGGAGCCAUAUUGGUGGUUCUGAACUCAGUGCUGUUUGCUAGGAGCCAGGAGAUGGAGCCCCUUAGUGGCUCAGGUGACCAGCCAUUCUUCAGUGGAGCCGAUCGAUAUGACUUUGCCAUCAUGAUCUCUCCAGGAGGCACAGAAUGCUUUUGGCAAUUUGCCCAUCAAACUGGAUACUUCUAUUUCAGUUAUGAGGUACAGAGAACGCUGGGAAUGUCACAUGACCGGCAUGUUACUGCCACCGCACAUACUCCAAAGGGUUUCAUCAUAGACACCUCUCAGAAUGUUCGGGGCCAGAUUAACUUUUCCACCCAAGAGUCAGGUUUCUAUCAGCUUUGUUUAAGUAAUGAGCAAAACCAUUUUGGUUCUGUGCAAGUGUAUCUCAACUUUGGAGUAUUCUAUGAUGAUCCUCUGGUGGACCACAAACAGAAGGAAAGAAAACGGCUGAAUGAUACUCUGGAUGCAAUUGAGGAGAGUACACAAAAAGUACAGAUGAAUAUUUUCCACAUGUGGAGAUACUACAACUUUGCCCGGAUGAGGAAAAUGGCUGACUUGUUCCUUCUCCAAUCAAACUAUAAUUAUGUGAACUGGUGGUCUACUGCCCAGAGCCUUGCUAUUGUUCUUUCGGGAAUCCUACAACUGUAUUUCUUAAAACGUCUCUUCAAUAACCCAACAACUACAGACACAAAGAAGCCCAGAUGCUAA